AGGAAAUUAAGAUAGUGUUGGUACUGUAAUACAUUUUCGUUUUGUGAAUCGUAUUGAUAGAGUUGACCGAGGUAUUUGCCAGUAUAGUGAUUGUUAAAAUUUGGAAUAAUUAUUAUAAAUUAUUACUAAUCAACUGUAUUAGUGUAUCUGCAUCGAAGUCUGAACCCAAGUUAACCAAGUAAAAUGGAUGAAAACACCAGAGAAUUGCGAGUGUUUGACCUUCCCCCCGAUGUUACAGAAGAUCAGUUAAUGACUAUAUUUAGAAAUAAAAGAGGACAAGGAGGAGGCCCUAUUGAGAAAAUAAUCUUGGAAAACAAAACAAAUUCUGCUAUCAUCACUUUUAAAGAUGCUGAAGCUGUUGAUUUAAUCAUGGGCAGACCGUCACAAGUGGUGAAUAUUUUAGGCAAAGAUUCAAGAGUUGAAAGAUUUUUUAAAGCCCCAGAAACUCCAGUCAACAAACCCUGUGCAGAGGUUCAUAAAAAGAAAAAGUCAAAACCUAAACCACCCCAACAACAAACUAAACCUAGUGAUGAACCAAAGCCACAAGAAGAAAGGCAAACUGAUUUCUGUGAAAACACAGUGAAAAUGUUUGUUCUAGACAUUACUAAAACAAAAGACUUUUAUUUGCUUUAUCUGGAAGAUGAAAGUAUCAAUUCAGGGCCUUUUAUUGAAGAGAGCUUAUUGUUAGAUGGUCAUAACAAAUCUGUUUAUGUGACAUUCCACCAUAAGAAAGAUGCUGAGAAAUUUUGCUCAGUAAAACACAAACCAAAGGACAGCAACAUUCAAAAAGUCCAACUAGCUGAACCAGCAGAUUUUAAUACCUACAACAACCUUUUGUAUAUAAGGGGAGUAAAUGAUGACUUUGAUGUGAAGAGAUUGAGAGCUUUGAUCUCAGAGGCCUGUGCUAUGGAAGUGAAUGAUGUCAUCCAACAACAGGAUACUAGGGCAGCCAUCUUUGUUUUUGAUUCAGAAGAGUGUACAGACAUAUCAGAGCUGACAUGGCAGUGCAGCAGACUGCUAGAGGAGCCAUAUAUAACUGGACCAGUCUUCCAGGAGUUCUGUGUCUUGGUGUCAGAUCUAAAACCUGAAACUGCCCCAGAUCUCUUAAGGAGAUAUAUGUCAAAUAAGAAUCGUAGUGGAGGGGGCUCUGUCAAGUCAGUCCACAAACUAAACCCUUCAAAGGCUAUUGUUGCGUUUAUUGAAGAAAUUGACUAUGAAUGUGUACUCUCCAAAACUGAUCAUUCACUAGAAGGAUGUGCUAUUUCUGUUCAGCAAUAUUACCCAUGUCUCAACAAAGAAGAAAUUCAGCCCCAAAAAAAUCAGCCUAAUAAACCCACUGCAAUAGCUCAUCCACUCCAGUCCAUACCAUCAAGGGUACAUCACUCUGGAAUACAAAAAUAUAUGACAGAAAACCUGUCAGGUCAAGAGGUUCAACUUGUGACUUUUAAAAAUGUUAAAAAUAUUAAAAAAUCUUAUUGUGGAAUCCUGGAUCUAAUUUUUGAGGCUCUUCAAUUUCUAAAAAAGUACCAAGACAGGAUGGAGCAAGUUGCAAGAGACUCACAUUGUAAAAUGGAGCUAAAGCCUUUCAAGAAUAGGACCCAGCUUAUGCUCUGGCUAGAUUGGCCAAACAAAAUUACAGCCCAGGAAGUUAAACAAAAAUUAGAACAGGCUAUUGGGGUAAUGGUAAAUUUCCUCAGCAAGUUUAGAGCUGUUACUUUUAAAAUUCCACAAGACAAGAUUCAAGAUUUUCAGAACUUUUUCAGACAUCCAGAAACAUCACAUUACAAUAUAUAUUUUCAUCAUGUUUCUUUUGUUGCCCUCAUUAUUGGAGAGGACACAGUUAGCAACCUCAUCGCUUUGGUGAAUGAAAAUUAUUCCCAAUUUUUAUCUCAACCCAUGAAUCUUGGUGCCAUAAAUUAUGCCAGCCCGCAAUCAGCACAUCAAAGUGACCAUGAACUACCAUAUGCAAAUAAAAACAAACCUACAGAAAUUCCUAAAGAAACUUUGCCAGACAAGGAAUUGACUGAAGUCAAAGACAUGCCAUUCAAAAGAGAUGAGUUCAUUUUGAUAAAAAAAAGCAAUUUCUUUUUGCCCACGAGAGAAAAAUAUCCAAAUCUAAAAAUUGAGUAUGAUGAAAAAGAAUUUAAAGUUUUUUUUAAAGGUCGAGAUAAGACUGAUGUUAUCAGUGCUUGCUAUGAGUCAUUGAAGAAAUGUCAAGAUGAUUUGGCAAAAGUGAAACUAGAAAACUUUUCAGCUGAACAAAAUCUUCUUCUUCAGAAAGCAACAUUUCUUGAAAAAGUGAACUCUUCACUUCAUGAAGGACACCUAUACUUUUCACCUGAUGGUGUCCUGACCCUCCAGUACAUAAACACAGCAGACAAAGACAAAAUGAUUGAACAGAUCAAGUCCCAAGUUGAUGUAAGAAAAAUAAAAGUAAACAAAGACUUGGUCCUGGUGCUUAAAUCUCAACUUGGGGCAAAUUUUUUGUCUGGUUUGUGUGAUCAAAUUGAUGGUGUCCAAAUGACAGCUUGCAUACAGCUAGACCAGGCAGAAGAGAACCUAGUCAUUAUUUCACCACAGGACCAGCAAUACAAACUCCACAAAGAAGUUGAAGAAUUCCUCAAGAAAAACCAGCCAGACAGAAAAGAAAUUGCUUUUUCCUAUGGCAAACAACAGAUGUUGAAAAGGUUCAUGCAGAAUAAUCUUGACCAGAUUUUCAAUGACAAAACUGCUAAAGUAGAAAAACUUGCUGACAGAUUUAUUGUCACAGGCCUCAAGGACAGUGUCAACAAACUUAAUGAACAGCUGCAACUGCUCAGCGAAAAAAUUACUUUUCAAGAAAUACAGGUAAAGUAUUUUGGGAUUCAAGAGUUUCUUGAAAAUGCAGAUGGUAAAUCUUUAGUGAAAAAGGUUGAAGAUCAGAACCAAUGUGUCAUUUUGAUAAAAUCAGAGGAUGUGAAGGCAGCUUUUGGUUCUCCCAAAACAGAAACAAAACAAGUUGAACCUUCUGUCAUAGCCAGGGCAGAGGUGAACAAUGUUGAGCUAGUUUUCUUGCAAGGGGACAUAACUACCAUUAAAGCAGAUGUAAUUGUCAAUCCGUUGGAUUCUUCUCUAGCAACAUCAAGUGCACUGAGCAGAUCACUUAUCUCUAGAGGUGGAGCUGAUGUGUUCAAAGAUCUUACACAAUCAAGAAAGAUGUCACUGGGUACAGUUAUUCCAACUACAGGUGGUCAGAUCCCCAACCUGAAGGCUAUUUUCAAUGUUGUCUGUCCAGUCUCCACUGAUGAUGAUGAAGAUGUGGACAAACUUCGCUUAGCCGUGGCCAACUGUCUGAUGGAAUGCAAGAAACAAAAUUUUAAUUCCAUUGCUCUACCAGUUGUUGGAACAGGGCAAAUAUUAAACUUUCCUGUUCUUUCUGCCUGUGUUCGCAUGAUGGAUGCACUGUACAACUAUCUGAAUGGAAGUCCAACCCUGACACACAUUUACUUGUGUGACAUUCAGCCAAAUCAUGUUGAAGAGUUGAUGGACAGGUUUAAAGCCAAGUUUGACCAGUGCCCUUUACAGCAUGUUUCUAAACUAGCACCUCUUCCAAAAUUUUCUUUGGGCUCUUAUCAAGAAACAAGCUACAGGAAACAGGCACCUGAGGCACCAAAACACUUUAAAAAACAAGAGUCUGUGUUAAACCUAAAGAACAUCAAAGUGAAUUUUGUCACUGGAGAAAUAAACAAGCAACAGACAGAUGUUAUUGUAGUAACUGUAGACAGACAUUUAGAUUUGAGCAAGGGGAGACUAGCAAAAACUAUUCUGGAAGAAGGAGGGCCAUCAAUUCAACAGGAACUACAGUCAAAUUAUCCUGAUGGCAUCAAGUUUAAUGAUUUUGCUGAGUCUUCUGGUGGCAACUUGAGGUGUGGAAACAUUUUUCAUGCUGCCCUGUCCAGAUUUAAAGGAAACAAUAAAGAGUUGGAGGCUCUGGUUGUAAAAUUAUUGGAGGGAGCAGAAAAAAUACAAGCCAGUUCUAUUUCAAUUCCUGCCCUUGGCACUGGAAACUUGGGAUAUCCAGCUGAUUUGUCUGCAUCUGUGAUUUCUGAAGCUAUCAGGAAGUUUUCUAAAACAUCAGCAUCCUCUCUUAAACAAAUAAAUAUAGUUGUAUACCCAAGAGACCAAGAAGUUGUCAAGGUAUUCCGUUCUGUUUUAGAAGGAAAAGAAGAUGAGCAAGGGGCUUCAUUUUCAACCUUUCAUAAAGCUGCUUUCAGAUCUGAUCAUUUUGGCAGAGACGAGAGCAAGAACAUAAAAAAAUAUGGAGCAGUCACUUUGGUAAUUAAGAAAGGUGACAUAACUCAAGCGAAAUGUGAAGGAAUAGUCAAUGGCAUAAAGGACUCAAUGGAUCUAACAAAUUCAGGCCAAGUGUGUAAGGCUCUGCUCAAGUUGUGUGGCCAGACGCUGCAGGAUGAAUGCUCUAAUAAACAAAGUGAGAUGGCUAAAGAUGGAGUAGUUUUAACCUCAGCCCCCAACAUGUCCUGUCAGCACAUCCUUCAUGUCAGUCAGGACAAGUUUGCUAAACAUUGGGAUAAAGGAGUCACUGCAGUGCUGGCUGAAGCUGACAAGGCAGGAUUAAAAUCCCUGGCAAUACCCGCACUUGGCGCAGGUACAAGAAAUGCUAACAUUCCCUUGUUAAAGAAAAUGAUUCUUGGUGCUAUAAAAGAUUUUAGCAAGAACUCACCAAGGUCAUUGACACUAAUCAACCUGGUCAUUUAUGACCAACAUGUUUUGGAUGAAUUUCUUGAGCAAGCUCAGAGCAAACACUUGAGUCAUAACACAGAAGGUUCAGGUACAACCACAAAGGUAUCAGAGCAAGUCACUCUAAAAUGUUAUUCUAACCGUGCAACCCAAAUAAGAAUGGCUGAACAAAGCCUCUUGCAAGAGUGCAAAGCUGCAUUCAAAGAGAACUCUGUCAGAGAGGAAAAUGUGAAGAAACUGGACAAAAGUCAGAUAGAGAAACUAAAGUCUGUGGGAUAUGAAAAUCUUGUCCAGGUGUCUGUAAAACCGGAGGCUGGGAUCAUACUCAUGCAGGGCUUUAAAGUGGAUGGCAUGCUCAAGGUACAGCAAGUUCUGCAGAAUUUUCUUGUGAAAGCUGUAGAUGAACAUCAUAAACAGCUCCACAGACAUAUGCCCUCAGCAAUACAGUGGCAGUAUGAGAAGGGGAGAAAGUGGACUGACUUUGAGCCAAUCUUAAAUAGUGAGUUGGAGAGAAAGUACCAAAAGAAAGCAAGUCACCACGACAUUACAGAUGCCAAAGGACGCAAGUAUCGGGUUGAUUUGACUGCCAUGAAAGAGUUUUAUAUUGAUGAUAUUGAUAACAGUGUAGAUUCCAGACAUGGUAUAAACAUUCGUAGGAAGGAUAGGACCAAAGGGGGAGAGCCUUUACCUGAAAAAUGGACUCCAAUGGCAGAUGAUGAAAAUGUGAAAAUUGUACCUUUAAAACAAGGAAGCCAAGAAUAUACUAAAAUACAGCAGUUCUUUUUACAAGGAGGAGCAAAUGCUUCAAUUAAAAAGAUUGAGCGCAUCCAAAACAAGGCCCUAUACCAGCAGUAUUCUGUCAAGAAAAGAGAACUGGAACUGCACAAUCCAAAAGGGCACAAAAAUGAGCUCAGAUUAUUCCAUGGCACCAGUGCAAAUACUAUCCAGAUGAUAAUUAACAAUGGUUUUAAUAGAAGCUACUGUGGGGUCAAUGGUACAGCAUAUGGAAAAGGUGUUUACUUUGCAGUACAAUCCUCAUAUUCUGUCAACUAUGCUGCACCAGAUGCUCAAGGAAAUCGUCACAUGUUUGUUGUUCGGGUUCUUGUUGGGGAGUCAACUCCAAGCAACUCUUCAAUGAACUUCUUACCUAAUAAACCUGGCACCACUAGGCCUUAUGAUUCUGGCAGUGCUAAUGGAAUCUAUGUCAUUUUUUAUGACACACAGUGUUACCCUGAAUAUAUGAUCACCUUUUGAUAACUGCCCAGCAAGUCAAAUUUUGGAUGAGAUUACAUUAUCUUAAUACCAGGUUUUGAGUUGAAGUAGGUUUACUAAAAUUCUGUUGCUUGAAUACCAGUUUUUUUUUCUUAAAUAGCAGACAACAAAUUAUUACCAAUCUGAAUGCUUUGUGUUGUAACUAGAAUUUUUUUUCUUAAUUAGUGAUGUAUGCCAUUGUACGAUAAAACUGAUAAAACUAUUAAACAGGACACAAAAGCUUUUAUUCCUUUGCAUGCAUUGUUUUAGUGCACACACAAUGUAGAAAUUCUAUUUGAGAUUUUAAAAGGCUGUGAUGUUAUCUUCUAACUAAUAAAUGCUGAUAUGUAUUACAUGGAGCGAUGUUACUCCUGUAAGCCUCUGAGGUUUCAUUAUUCUGGCCCUGUUAGGCUUAAGCUAAAUCAUUAUCUACAGUCUUAAACUAACCUAUACUAAAAAACAAACUUUGACAAAACAAUUUCUUUAUUUCUUACUAAAACUGAGCACCGCCAUUGAAUUUUUGAGGGAAAAGAAAUCUGGCUUCAAAUGAUAUUUUUUUGUAAUGUAAAUUAAAUUUGAAUAAUUCAAUGUUUAAACUAUUAAAAUUAUUGAAUGCUGCUCAUUUUUUGCAUCAUCUGUGUCCUAUUAAAGAAAUAUUAAAAUGUAAUAUUUUGUGAAAAUGCAUCAGCAUAAUAAAUCAACUUAAUUGACCAAACGUUAACCUUAAAAGUAUUAAGGUGUUAGUGAAUGAACUGUACUUUUAAUCAAGUAUUUAGCAUGAAGUAAGAUGGUUUAAAGAAGGGAUUUUAAAAAUACAUAGAAAGAAAAACACAGGAAAAAAGAAAAUCAGUGUUAGAAAAUUACUGAUUGUACACAUUUUGCAUUUGUGGUCAAGGGUGUUUAAAACAGUAGUGUUGCUAGGUCGGGUGUCACCCAGUCAGUGUUUCUUCCAGACUUUUUUCUCCGGGGGUGCACUUAUAAAUUGAAUAUAUGCCGCAUACGCGUACAAGUAUGUGCAUAUGCAUUAGUCACUGCAGCCGUAAUAGUAAUAAUGUUUGUCUAUAGUCUGUUAAUAAUACAGUUGGAUGUAACAUUGUUUUCUCUAUAUUUGUUGAAUGAUAAACAUAAAAUAUAAUAUUUAUCUCUUGAUUUUUAAUGUAAUUAUUGUUUCAUUAACAAUAAAUUCGACCUUUUCUG
Molecule: messenger RNA, 7185 nt
Organism: Physella acuta
Lineage: Eukaryota; Metazoa; Mollusca; Gastropoda; Physidae
Product: protein mono-ADP-ribosyltransferase PARP14
Biological process (GO): negative regulation of gene expression
Cellular component (GO): nucleus; cytoplasm
Molecular function (GO): RNA binding; transcription corepressor activity; NAD+ poly-ADP-ribosyltransferase activity
Source: RefSeq, a predicted model, not a curated record